This is a messenger RNA of Rhododendron vialii, 1329 nucleotides long. RefSeq names its product protein SGT1 homolog A-like. Gene Ontology annotation, biological process: defense response to fungus; protein stabilization. The record is from RefSeq and is a predicted model, not a curated record. The transcript has 9 exons. Gene Ontology annotation, molecular function: protein-folding chaperone binding. NCBI's taxonomy places the organism in Eukaryota, Viridiplantae, Streptophyta, Magnoliopsida, Ericales, Ericaceae. Gene Ontology annotation, cellular component: nucleus; cytoplasm. The annotation marks the transcript as partial.
CCUCUACUCUCAAGCCAUUGCUAUGUAACCUACGAACGCCGAGCUCUUCGCCGACCGCGCUCAGGCCAACCUCAAGCUCAACAACUUCACUGGCAUGAAUUUUACCAGCAACCAGAGGAACUGGUGGUUACUAUAUUUGCAAAGGAUGUAUCGCGUAGCAGUGUUUCAGUUGAUUUUGGUGAGCAAAUUCUGAGUGUCACAAUUGAUGUCCCUGGUGAAGAUGCAUACACUUUUGUACCUCGUUUAUUUGGAAAGAUAAUACCUGCAAAGUGCAAGUACGAAGUCUUGUCUACAAAGAUUGAAAUCUGUCUUGCAAAAGCUGAAGCCAUAAAUUGGACGUCUCUUGAAUUCGGCAAGGAUAUUACUGUUUUACAGAAGAUAAACGUAUCUACAGUCGCUCAAAGGACUUCAUACCCUUCCUCAAAGCCAAGAAGAGUAGAUUGGGAUUCACUGGAAGCUCAAGUUAAGAAAGAGGAGAAAGAAGAAAAAUUAGAUGGAGAUGCAGCUUUGAACAAAUUUUUCAGGGGCAUAUAUCAAGAUGUAGACGAGGACACUAGAAGAGCCAUGAGAAAAUCUUUUGUUGAAUCGAAUGGGACAGUUUUGUCCACAAACUGGGAAGAAGUGGGAUCCAAGACGGUGGAAGGAAGCCCUCCAGAAGGCAUGGAGGUGAAGAAGGGGGAAUACUAAACUGUUUCUCCAGCUGGAUGCACUGCAAUCCUGGGUAGGAGCAAAACAUGGCUUCAGAUUCGAAACUCCUCGCAUUGGAAGAGGUCAAUAAGCACAACAAAACCAAAGAUUGCUGGCUAAUUAUAUCUGGAAAGGGAAAGAUGCAACAAAUGACUUCGAAGAUGUAGGCCACAGCGAUUCUGCUAGAGAGAUGAUAGAAAAGUAUUACAUUGGUGAAGUUGACCAGUAAACUGUUCCAAUGAAACGCAAUUACACGCCACCUCAGCAAGCCCCUUACAAUCCCGACAAGACCCCUGACUUCGUAAUUAAGAUUUUGCAGAUCAUCGUACCCCUCUAGAUCUUGGGUUUGGCCUUUGCUAUUCGGCAAUGCACCAAAGAGAAUUAAACCAAGUUGCUACUCUCUUUCUUGUGCCCUAUAUUGGGCUAGAUGGUCAUCUACGUUAUUUGGUCAAGUGAUUGGAAGAACAAUUUUCUUUUUUCGUUUCUUGAUGUUCUCGAAAUGCUGUGAUUAAGCAUUAGCUCAUAUUGUGACGUUCAUCUGGAGUCAAACGGAGUGCUUGAAUGUCCGUUUAGCAACUCUUAUGCUGCAAACACCGGACUUUCUUCUAUUCUGAUAGACAAGAAGAGUCUGCUUUGGUUUCA